CCGUAACCGCCGCCAAAAACGUGACCUCGGUCAUGCCCGUGGAUAAGGUACACACAAUGGCUGAUGCUGAGCCAGGAAAGCCAGACUUCCUGCAGUGUUGUCUAGUGUGCAACACCGAGGUGAAGCAACUCGACAGGCCCCAGCGCCGCCUGGAUGGCAUUGAGUGCCGUGAGUUCCUCGCCAGCCUUAUCUGCCCGGCGGCGCGCGACGAACUGGCCACGAUCGACCUCAUCUGUGACAAGUGUCUGGCCAUUGUUGAGCAGUGGAACUCGGCGCGGCACACGCUGAAGAAGCUGCAGAGCACCAUCACGACUAAGUACAGGGCGUCUCGGCAGCGGCGUAACGUCUCAGUGCUGAGCCUCCACAUGGACAGGAUGGUGGUGCAGAUGCCAUAUACUGUGUUCCUGAUGAACGCCAAGGGCUUCAGCAGCGCCUGGCCGGAGCUGGUGCAGCAGGUGGCGGCUGCCGUACUGGAAAGCGCCGGCAUCGCCCCACGACCGCGUUCCGGCGUGGCGCCGUCGCCGCCGCCGCCUCCGCCGCUUCCACCGCCACGGCGGCGCGUUGGCUUCGAGGGUCUGAAGGAGCAGGCGGCUCGCGCCCGCGACCUGGAGGAGACGCUGUCGAUCCUGUCCGUGGCGGACACGGCCAGCCUGCUGGACCGCACCGAGACGCUCUCUGUGUUCUCCGACACGGCUGACCUCAGUACGCUGGCCGACGACAACUGGACGUCGCUGGAGCUGGCGCCGUCUGUGUCGUUCGCCGAGCCGUCGGCUGGGGACAGGAUGCCCGGCCGGAAGACCGCCGACAAAGGCGAGGAUCUCCUGCGCGAGUUCGCCGAGACCAUGUCCAACAUCUCGGAGGGCGUGCCCCGCGACGCCGCCGGCAAGCUGCGCUGCGCCGAAUGCGGCCGCCCGUUCUCGCGGCGGAGCACGCUGCGGGAGCACGAGCGGCUGCACCGAGGCGGCGGGCACCCGUGCACCGUCUGCGGGAAGGCGUUUCCGUCGAAGAGCGACCUGGCGCGGCACGCUGACAGCCACCGCAGCGAGAAGCUCUAUAAGUGCGCCGACUGCGGCAAGGCGUUCCAGGUGUCGUCGUCGCUGGCGCGGCACCGCACGCUGCACACGGACCGCGCUGCCACGUGCGAGCUGUGCGGCAAGCUCUUCGAUCGCAAGGACACCAUGCUCAAACACCGCGAGACGCACAAGACUAACAACGAGCACGGGUGCGCGCUUUGUGGCAAGAUGUACAAGCAGCGCCGCAUCCUGGCGAAGCAUAUGCGGCUGAUCCACGGUGGGCCAGGGGCGCACGUCUGUGAAGUGUGUCAGAAGCAGUUCAAAACCAACUACGACAUGCUGGGGCACGUCCGACGCAUGCACGCUAAAGCGGAGUCCAACGCCGACUGAGGCGGCAGCGACGGCCGUGCCCUGCGGCUGCCGCGAUGUAUCAGACCGUGGCCGAGAAUUGUGUGGGAUGCCAUCGGACGUUCAACUGUGGACAGCUAUUGGCUCCUGUCGCCGGGACGUGAUGUGCAAGACAUUGCUACUCCCUCCCAAGCGAUGGAACUUUGUAUCUUUUUUUUGGGGGGGGCAUGCCUCUCAAUGUUGGUGCGAGCCCUGCAAAGUUGGACUGGGCCAUGCAAUGGCAGAUUGGGCUCCCGCAAUAUGGGGCAUGGGCUCUACAAGGGAAGACCCAGCCACAGUGGUCGUUCUUUGAAAUAAAGGUGAAAUAAAUAAAGGC
Molecule: messenger RNA, 1737 nt
Organism: Pollicipes pollicipes
Lineage: Eukaryota; Metazoa; Arthropoda; Thecostraca; Pollicipedomorpha; Pollicipedidae
Product: zinc finger protein 133
Exons: 8
Coding region: 33-1403 (456 amino acids)
Biological process (GO): regulation of transcription by RNA polymerase II
Molecular function (GO): RNA polymerase II cis-regulatory region sequence-specific DNA binding; DNA-binding transcription factor activity, RNA polymerase II-specific
Source: RefSeq, a predicted model, not a curated record